AUGGAGUCCGUUCAUCAUGUCUCGGCCUCAUCAAAGACGCUCUUCAGCAAGGUGCGCAAGAUUGUACCUCCAAUGCUUGAAAAGUUCCACAAAGGUUUGUUGAUCAGCUACACCGGAGCUCCAUACUUUUCAGCCAUGGCCUCCGCAAGACUUGGUGCGUCCCCUAACAAGGCCCAUGCUCUCCGAAAUAUAUUGACUCUCGAGUUGCAGGAUGCGAUAUGGUAUGUGCGAAAGAUGGCAUACCUUCUGCAAACGACUAACAACCACCAGAGCCACGUACUCUGCGAACGAUCCGCAGCGCCGGUUAUCAAGAGCUACUCUCCAAAUUUGAUGGUACAUCCAUUGCUUCCAAGCAUCGACACUGUCAAGGAUCCCAAUUCAAUUGAUGUACCAUCACUGGCGGGUCCGAUCAUCGCGAUGCUAUCUCGCCUCCAUGCACUUGUGAUCGGGCCUGGUCUCGGCCGCGACGAGGUGACGCUGAAGGUGGUCGCAGAGGUGAUGAGAGAGGCGCGGUCACGAUCGAUCCCAUUUGUGCUAGACGCAGACGGAUUGCUGAUCGUGACGCAAGACCCGAACCUGGUCAAAGGCUACAAUGAGUGUAUCCUGACGCCAAAUGUGGUAGAGUUUGGCCGUCUAGCCAAAAAGAUGGGCAUCAAGGUCGCCAGCCAAGCGGAGAUCGCGCAAGGCGGAAACGGCAACAUCACCAGCAAAGCAUCGGAUGCCUGUGAGCAGCUAUCUCAGGCCCUCGGCGGCGUGACAAUUAUCCAAAAGGGUCCUCAAGAUGUGAUUUCCAACGGAGUUACCAGUAUCAUCUCUGAUAGCGAGGGUGGCUUGAAGCGUAGCGGCGGUCAAGGAGACACUCUGACCGGAUCAUUGGGCACAUUCCUUGCUUGGCGAGCAGCUUACCAUGAGAAGAUGUGGGACUCUGCCGAGCAGGACAACGAGAAGGAGGCACAGAGCAAGGAAGACGUUCAGACAGAGCUCGAUUCUGAGAACAAGCGCAUGUCCCCGCCAACUACUCUGCUAUUGGUGGCUUGGGCGUCAAGUAGCAUUACACGAGAGUGCUCGCGACGAGCCUUUGCGGAAAAGGGGCGGAGCAUGCAGGCCAGUGAUUUGACCGAAGAGGUCCACGGGGCGUUUUUGAGGCUGAUUGGGGAGCCAGAGGGAUCUAAGACGCACCUCUAG
Messenger RNA from Penicillium egyptiacum, 1185 nucleotides. The record is from the annotation of a GenBank genome assembly. Lineage: Eukaryota; Fungi; Ascomycota; Eurotiomycetes; Eurotiales; Aspergillaceae.